AUCCUCCACGCGCGAGCCCUACCGUGUAUUUUACUAACUACUAUUUGACACUGGUCUCGGGACUUGUUAUUUAAUUACAAUUUUGUGAAUCACCAACACGUCAUACAUCACUUUCAUCUUACAUUUUUGGAAUAGAAAAAAUGAGUAAACAGGGUUAUGAACCUGCACCUACAGCUCCCUUACCAACUGCACCACCACCUCCGUAUGAUGUUUCAAUGUCACAACCACCAUACAAUCCUCACAUGGAGAAUGUAGUGUCACCACCUUAUCAGUAUCAGCCGCCACAAUUGGUUCAUGAAUCACUAGUUCAAGGAGGACAAGCACCUUAUCCGACUCAACCUUACCAUCCUCAGCCGGCUCUACCAGUUGUUGUGGAACAACAAAGCCGAAUUGUGGGAGUGCCUUUGCUGGUGGGCCCACAGUCUUUGCGUACCACCUGCCCCAACUGUAGGACCGAUAUCCGGACUAGUACCGCCAAGCAGAGCAGGCGAAUUGCUCACCUUUUCUGCUUAGGACUUUGCUUCAUCGGUUGUUGUCUUUGCUCUUGUAUCCCGUACUGCAUGGAUUCUAUGAAGGAAGUUCGGCACACAUGUCCUAAGUGUAAAGCCUAUCUCGGUACUUACCGGUGCUAAACCGGUGUUGAGGAAGUGAUCUGGCCUAGGAGGAAAGCUUUUGGAUAUUAUUUUAGAAAUAUGUGUUGUGUACAGUAUUGUUAGCUUUUAUAAAAUAUGUGCUGUCACGAACAGGAUGGCAUAAACUUUAGUCACCAUCUGAUAACAAUCAUUGUCUGUUUUACCAAAACGAACCAAUGCCUUGUGUAGUGACCGUCACAUUGUUAAUGUUUUUAUUGAACAGAUAGUCUGUAGAAAGAUUCAAGAUCUGAAUUUUUUCACUGACAUGGUGGCGUGAAAUUUAGUCACCAUCUAGUUAUGAUAACUGUGUUUUACCAAAAAGAACCAAUUGCCUUUGUAGUGACUGCCAUAUUGUCAAUGUUUUUGUUAUGUAUACUCAUUGUAUGAAUACUCUGACUGCCCCUACAUUAUGUAUAUAGAUAAUUAAUACGAAUUUAUCAACAGACUUCCAAAACACAACUGUUUUUGUCCUGUCCAGUUCUUUAUGACUAUUUAGUUUUGACUAACUAGAAACUGUUUGUUAUAAAUAAAGUUUAGUACGCAUUUGUUCUUGGUAUUGUUUAAGAUACUUUUGAGUUAGUCUAAGUUUAACCCUUUCACCGCCAGAAGCCUAUAUAUAGCCAAGCAGUGUGUGUUCGUAAAAUGCAGAGAGCCUAUAUUGUAGGCUUAUGACUAUUUUGCUUGUUACAAAGUUAUUUUCUAUUAAAUUUUGACGAACCUCUUAUCAUUGUAUUUGGAAUGAAAUGCGUUGUCAUAAUAUAACAAAUUUCCAAGUUCUGAAAACUCACGAUAUUCGUAAGGCAGUGGCCAACAUAGCGUGAAUGCUGGUCUGUCUUACACAGUGUGUCAAUGUUUUUACACUGUUAGUUUUGGUUUCGUUAUGACAAAGUAAUAAUAUAGCUUAGUAGCAUAAAAUUACUUCAGAUUAUGUUUAUGGAGUUCAAAUUUAAAAAAUAAAUUUUGUAUGAAUUCUUUUUUUGCUUUAUUGAGUUUUAUGUAUUUAUUUUAGAAGAAAGUUUUUACUUUUUUAUGCUUUUCAAUGUUGCUGCUCUCAUCACGAAAAAAUGGUACCAAAAAUAUUGCUUUACGAUAAAAAAAUAAGAGAAUAAUAAUAGUUUAUGUGUAAAAGUACAAAAUGGCAAAAAAUGCUUGGCGUUCUGGCACACUGUCUGUAGUAUAUUGCCAGCGAGUAGCCGACGCACAGCACUGGAGUGGUUGGCGCUCUGACGCUCGCACCCGUUAUUUUCUUGGCGGUCAAAGGGUUAACUAAAAUUACUUGUAAACUUGUAAAUACAUGAAAUAUGAAGUAGUAUAGUAAAUGUUCAGUGGAUCUUAGUCAGAUAACCAGAACUAAACCAACAGGCUGCUAUUUCAUCUAAACCAACCAAUUAUAUAAUCAUAUUUUGUUUUUACACAUAGUUUUAAAUUACAUGUAUUCAUUUUCAACAUCACUUGCUGAAAUGUGUUAGGAAUACAUUAACAGAAUAUAUCUGAACAGUUACCAGGUCAAGGAUUGAUAUGAAUCAGUUCUUUUACAAAAUACCAGAAGUUAAUAUACUACACAGUGCGUCAUAAAACCUUGGAAACAUUGGAAUCUUUUAAACAAUUUCACCUGUAAGAUUUUACCCACUGCAUAAAUCCUCAUUUUGAAACAACGUAAAAAGCAACUUUAAUAUUGUGGAAUUUAAAGCACUGAUAUUUGUUUCCCUUCCAUAAAAAUACACACGCUUCUUAAUAUAAUUAUUUAAUAAAUGUAUAAAAUUAAUAGUCUAUUUAAAUAGAACAUGUACACCCACACACAUACAUAGCUUAUACAUAAUUCAGAAUAUUGCAAUGAAUUAUAAACAAUUAUUAAUGUUUAAUAUUUGUUAUGAAAUUAUCAUAAUUUAAAGUACAUAUAUAUAGUAUAUAUAGUUUUUAUAUUCUUAUGAAGCUUUUUGUUUUCAUAUAUUACAAUCUUAAUAACAAUGGAUUUAAUAUUUAGGAAUAAAAGAAUCAUACUUGGGAAGUGCGAUCAUUAAAAUCUUGUUAAGUGGAUUGUAGCGCAUAUAAAUUAUGGAGGAAGAUUUCUAAAUUAUCAUUUUAACCCUACACCUGACAUGUAAAAUGCUGGUGUACCACGUAAUGCAGUUGGCAGUGGAUUGAGAUUGACUUUCUUUACAAUGAUUUUAUAGCGUGGUUGUGCUCCAUAAAACUUUUGAGGUAGAAUGUAGGCAAAAUUUAAAACACAAAACCACUUAGCUUUAUUAAUUCGCAAUAGUAAAUUUGACUAAUUGUUAUUGCUUUAAGAUCAUUAGUUUUAAUGAAUGGAUUUUUUAAUAUUAAUAUUUGCAACAAGGCUAAUGUUAGCUAAGUGAGAGGAUUUUUUAUUAGUUUUAGUUACAGAUAUUGUUUGACUUGGUGACAAAAGCAAGUUGUCAGCAACGGAAGGCAAUUUGUAUUUACCAUAUUAUUUAAGCUAAUUAAUAGUAAUUAUUAUAAUACAAAUUUAUUGCAAGAGGGAAUAUUAAUAUAAUUAUUAGCCCUUGAUAAGUAUUGUACUGGUCAUAUAUUAAUUAAGCUAAAAUAAUUUUUUUAAUAUAUCCCAGAUUUUAUAUGAAUUUAUUUUCUCACAAUUAAAAAAUCCUCAAUUCAAAAUGUGCAAGACAAUGUUUAGAACAAACUUUACUUGGAGGAUUAAUGUUGAUGCAGUUUUGUGUUUAUUGACUUUUGACAAUGCUCAAUAGAAUUUAUUAACCGUAUGUUUGAUGUAGAUUGGUUAUAAGAAUGUUGUAAAUCCAAUAGAAUUUAUAAUCUAAGUAUGUUGUAGAUUGGUUAUAAGAAUGUUGUAAAUUUAAUCUGAAACUUAUAGUUCUAGAUGUCUUAGUGCAUAAUAUAUGUUCCUAUUGUAAUGUGAUUUUAUUGCGUCUAUUUUGUAAUAUAAAUAUGAAACUAGCUCAUGCGCAGCUUCUUGAUAUUGUUUUAUACGUACUGCAUUUGUUGGUUAUUAAUGAUAUUAUACAGGGUGUUUCAAAAAGGACAUUAUAACUUUGAAAAUUCGUAUAAAAUUAUUUUUAAAAAGUA
Messenger RNA from Homalodisca vitripennis (glassy-winged sharpshooter), 3695 nucleotides. Its product is annotated as lipopolysaccharide-induced tumor necrosis factor-alpha factor homolog. The record is from RefSeq and is a predicted model, not a curated record. The transcript is spliced from 5 exons. Gene Ontology annotation, molecular function: zinc ion binding. NCBI's taxonomy places the organism in Eukaryota, Metazoa, Arthropoda, Insecta, Hemiptera, Cicadellidae. Bases 141 to 632 code for a protein of 163 amino acids.